AUAGCUCUUAUUAGCCUCGUUUAUAUCACUUCUCUUCACGCUUCACUCUUUUUACUCUCCUUCGUUUUCUAUUCUCCAAUUUCGGCUAGGGUUUAACCUCAGCUACUAGUGAUGGGUAAGGAAAAGUUUCACAUCAACAUUGUAGUCAUUGGCCAUGUUGACUCUGGGAAGUCAACAACCACUGGCCACUUGAUCUACAAGCUUGGAGGAAUCGACAAGCGUGUUAUUGAGAGAUUUGAGAAGGAAGCUGCUGAGAUGAACAAGAGGUCAUUCAAGUAUGCCUGGGUGCUUGACAAGCUUAAGGCUGAGCGUGAAAGAGGAAUCACAAUUGAUAUUGCCCUGUGGAAGUUUGAGACCACCAAGUACUACUGCACUGUCAUCGAUGCUCCUGGACACAGGGAUUUUAUUAAGAAUAUGAUUACUGGGACAUCCCAAGCUGACUGUGCUGUGCUCAUUAUUGAUUCCACUACUGGUGGUUUUGAAGCAGGUAUUUCCAAGGAUGGACAGACUCGUGAACAUGCUCUUCUAGCUUUUACUCUUGGUGUGAAGCAGAUGAUCUGUUGCUGUAACAAGAUGGAUGCUACUACACCCAAGUACUCAAAGUCCAGAUUUGAUGAAAUUGUGAAAGAAGUCUCUUCCUACUUGAAGAAGGUUGGAUACAACCCUGAUAAGAUUCCUUUUGUUCCCAUCUCUGGUUUUGAGGGAGACAACAUGAUUGAGAGGUCCACAAAUCUGGAUUGGUACAAGGGUCCUACCCUUCUUGAGGCCCUUGACCAGAUCAAUGAGCCAAAGAGGCCAUCAGACAAGCCCCUCAGGUUACCGCUCCAGGAUGUUUACAAGAUUGGAGGAAUCGGGACUGUACCUGUUGGACGUGUUGAAACUGGUGUCAUCAAACCUGGAAUCGUGGUGACUUUUGGACCAACUGGAUUGACAACUGAAGUUAAGUCUGUGGAGAUGCACCAUGAAGCUCUCCAAGAGGCCCUUCCGGGUGACAAUGUGGGGUUCAAUGUGAAGAAUGUUGCUGUUAAGGAUCUUAAGCGUGGUUUUGUUGCCUCAAACUCCAAGGAUGAUCCUGCCAAGGAGGCUGCUAAUUUUACCUCUCAGGUUAUCAUCAUGAAUCAUCCUGGUCAGAUUGGAAAUGGCUAUGCCCCUGUUCUCGACUGUCACACCUCCCACAUUGCUGUUAAGUUUGGGGAACUUUUGACAAAGAUUGACAGACGAUCUGGCAAAGAGCUUGAGAAAGAACCCAAGUUCUUGAAGAAUGGUGAUGCUGGUCUUGUGAAGAUGAUUCCCACUAAACCUAUGGUGGUAGAAACUUUCUCUGAGUAUCCUCCUCUUGGUCGGUUUGCUGUGAGGGACAUGCGUCAGACUGUUGCUGUUGGAGUCAUCAAGAGUGUCGAGAAGAAGGAUCCUACUGGAGCCAAGGUCACCAAGGCUGCACAGAAGAAGGGGAAGUGAACCGUGCUGAUUGGUUCAUCAAGUGAAGUUAAUUAUUAUGACUACAAUAAAUGUUGCUAUCUUGCAUUAAGUACAUCUGUGGCUUGUUUAGUUUUUUUGUUUAUUGGACAUCUUUUGAAGUCGCCACCAUCGUCUCGUAGCUUUUGUUCCCAGAACUGGGUUCUUGAUAGACGGUGGCGAGGCUUCUCAUUUUUGCGCGCUAUAUUUUGAUGUGUGAGGACGGCUUGGUUAUUUGCUGCUCUGGUUAAUUUUAGAUUUCAUCUUAUAUUGUGUUCAAA
Molecule: messenger RNA, 1736 nt
Organism: Lotus japonicus
Lineage: Eukaryota; Viridiplantae; Streptophyta; Magnoliopsida; Fabales; Fabaceae
Product: elongation factor 1-alpha-like
Exons: 3
Coding region: 112-1458 (448 amino acids)
Biological process (GO): translation; translational elongation
Molecular function (GO): GTP binding; GTPase activity; translation elongation factor activity
Source: RefSeq, a predicted model, not a curated record